AUGACGCACUUGGCGAGGGCCAGGAUGAGGAAGGGCCAUGUGGUGGCUGAAAACAAGAGAAAACACAAGCAAUGGCAAUGGCAAUGGUACGUAGGUGUCGUCGUCAUGGAUGGGGAGGAGGAGCAGCCUCCCCAGCGCUACUGGUUCCCGUACUGGACCAGCCCUCCCCCGCCGCCGCCGCCCAGGCGCAGGCCGCCAUCACCUGCCGCCGCCUCCUCGCGCCAUCCCCACCGGACCACCGCCGACGGUACACAAGCAGCCGCAUCCAGACGCCCGCCUGCUCCUGCUGGCUCGUCGCCGCCGCCGUCCCGCGCCGCAGUACUGCCGACCAACCGCCUGCAUCAGCAUCAGCCGCCGCCGCCGCCUUCUUCAGCAAGCAAAGAUCGUCGUGAGCCACCUCCUCCCGCGCCCAAGGACGUCGCCGUCGUCAUCCCCACCGUGCAGCAGCAUCAGAAACAACCACCCAUGCAUCCGCAACAGCAGCAGCACAAGGGCGCCAAAGACGGCGGCGACGUGCGCAAGGACAUCAAGGCGGGGCUCGCCGGCCUGCUCAGCGCCGCCUCCCACGGCCAGCAAGGGACAAGCGUCAUCACGCUGGCCGGCGAGAACAAGGGCGCCACCAUGAAGAUAUCCGCCCCCGGAUCCGGAGGCACCAAAGGGGCCGGAGGGCAGAGCACCGGCGACAAGAAAAGCCUUGACGGCAAGGGCGUGGGCGUGAGGGCGAUGAUCAACAGCAACGUGCAGUCCAUCAACAACUCGCUGGUGCUCCAUAGCUCCUGCAGCGGCGACGACCUGGGCGUGCACCUCAAGCUCCAGCUCUCCGCCAAGUCCAAGAACAAGAAGCAGGUCGCCGAUACCACUACCACUACCGGCAAGCCUUCCGACGCCGAUACCAGUGUGAAGGAGAAGCAUCAGGCGCCCGAGGUGUCCAGCACCGUAAAAGCCAGCAAGCCCGCCGCCGCCGACAAACCAGGCAAGGAGAAGAAGGCCGAUGGCAGCAAACCAGGCAAGGAGAAGAAGCCCUCCGGCGCCGGCGCAUCCAACAAGCAGUGAAUAGUAUGAUGUAAAUACGUGUACUAGUUGUACAAUCAAAUAAAAAAUGCUACUGUACUAGACUAUGUGUGUUUGCUACCGUAUUGUAAUUGUAUUUGUAUGCAUGCAUUACGUAUAUGUGCUAGUACUACGUAGUAUUUUAGCGGAUGUUGCUCAUGCUCGUAUUGCGAUGUUUCCUGGGUCGCAGAGGACACUAGCUGGGCCGUGCUGUUGUUAGACGGAGGCAUUUGAAAUGGUAAAU
Oryza brachyantha (malo sina) is the source of this 1294-nucleotide messenger RNA. Its product is annotated as formin-like protein 16. The coding region runs from base 1 to 1053 and encodes 350 amino acids. The transcript has 2 exons. NCBI's taxonomy places the organism in Eukaryota, Viridiplantae, Streptophyta, Magnoliopsida, Poales, Poaceae. The record is from RefSeq and is a predicted model, not a curated record.